AUGGAGGGUGGCGCUGCGGAUCGGACGGCGGAGGCGUGGAAGGCGUUCGGCGGGGACUCGGAGGCGGGGAGACUGCUCAAGAAACUCUACUGCGGGACUGCCAAGCCCAAGGUGUCGUACCCGAAGCUGAAGACAAAGCCGCGAGAGACCACGGCACCGUUCAUCCCUGGAGGCGGAGUCGCGGGCGCAGACGCGAGAACGCAUCGGUUGGUGGCGAACACGUCGAGUCGAGCCAUUAAAGCGCCAGCGUUCUCCAAGUCCAAGGGAUCGGGCCCUGAGAUGCAUCCGAUCGAGUAUCUGUCGACGCACAAGAAGCCCCUGAGCGAGAUCGAGAAGGAGAUGAACGAGAUCAAGCGGCAGAUGGAAGCCUGCCGCCUGAGCUGCGUCACGCGAGCGCCGAAUCAGGAGAAGGAAAAGCUCCAGCAGGUUUUCUCGUACACUGCAGGCACAAUUCUACCUCGCGAGCUGUUGCCAGGAGCUGACCUCCUCGACCGAGAACUCUCGCAUGCUGCUGCAUUGCGCAGUGGAAAGCACCCGAAAGAUCGCAUGGCCCAGCUGGAGGAGCUCUACGAUGCGGUGAUGAAAGAAGUGGAGUCACGUAAGAGCUUCAUGGCCGAGAUGGUCGCUCUGGGGAGACCCGACAAGGCAGCGCCCGUCGAGCGAGAGAUCCUGGAGCGGAUGACCGAGCUGCGGAAAAUCCACGACCUCAUGAAGAAGGAGAAGGCCAACAGCAAUAACAACGCUGGCAACUAA
Messenger RNA from Phytophthora sojae, 753 nucleotides. RefSeq lists its product as hypothetical. Bases 1 to 753 code for a protein of 250 amino acids. The record is from RefSeq and is a predicted model, not a curated record. NCBI's taxonomy places the organism in Eukaryota, Oomycota, Peronosporomycetes, Peronosporales, Peronosporaceae. The transcript has 6 exons.